Messenger RNA from Blumeria graminis f. sp. triticale, 5088 nucleotides. The record is from the annotation of a GenBank genome assembly. NCBI's taxonomy places the organism in Eukaryota, Fungi, Ascomycota, Leotiomycetes, Helotiales, Erysiphaceae.
AUGUCCGCCGAGAAAAUAAUCAGGAAGCGUUCUAUAAAAGCAAGUUCAAUUCAUACGCCAGCUUGUCUAGGAAAAAGAGUUCAUGACACUAAACAAGCAUUUCAUAUAGAGCAUGAGCUCAGCCCAUGUACUGCAACGGCAUCAAUGUUUGUAUAUUCACAAGGAAAUAUGAUCAUAUGCGCACAACGUGACACUUUAAUCGUGGAACAGCGAUUUCUUCAACAUACCGAAGAAGUUCGUUUGUUAGAAGCAGAUACUAUCAGUGGAAGGGGAGAUGGAAAGCUUAUUGUUAGCUAUGAUUCAGGAAAAACGGCUAUCGUGUGGGAUUGCACCACAGGAGAUGAAAAGGCUCGAUUUUAUUCGCAAGAAAAUCUAACUGUAGCUGCCUGGAUGCGAAAUGGAAAUAUUGUGUUUGGAGAUGAGCUGGGAAAUGUGAUCUUAUUUGAGCUGAGUACCUCUGAGAAUUUAAACGUCAAGACCAUCGAUCAAGUUUCGAUCACAGCUUUGGCACCUGCAGUGGACUGUAGAACUUUUGCUAUUGGUUUUUCAAAUGGAUCACUCUACAUAGCGACCAUGCAACCCUGCUUUACGGUACUUCACGACUUAACUAGACCUAAAAUUACAACAUCUAUUACCACACUAGCAUGGCAUGCCUCGUCACCACGUCAAAAAUCAGUUCUCCUGGCAACCCAGUACUGCGACGGUAACCUCCGUAUCUGGAGCAUUCCGAAAUACCAUAUCUGCACUGAGACAGCGAAAGUAAUGCGAAUUUUACAGCGCACAGAUAAAGUUCAGAAUGGACCCCAUUGGUCUGCCUGGUCAAAAAAUGGACGGAUAAUUCAGUUCUGUGAAAGGGAAACUUGGUCAUGGGACGUGCGAACAAAAUACGUCACAUAUGAGGCUGUACCAACACCGGAAAUUAUAAAAGGCCUAGCUAUCUAUGGCCCUGGAGCAAUCUUGUUUACAUUAAGUCAGAAUAAUUCUGUACACCAAUUUAACCUAAAAUCACCGCCGCAAAUAGUGGCCAACGUUCAGCAUUCCACGAACAGAAUACCAUCAUCAAUACAUGUACCUGAAGAAAAAGAAAAGAGGCAAGAUGUCCUUAAAUUUUCAGAUGAUAGAGGUACUACUAAAAUGCAAACUGGCGCUGAUAACUUAGGAGGCGAUCGAAAUGAAAUCAUCACAGCUUCAACGAGUAGUUCGAGAGAAAACUACAGAUUAGAGGACUCAGAAAAUUAUACGACAUCAUAUUCAGAAAUUUUGAGUCCAAUUUCAGUCAGGAGUCACGUAUCGAAAACUUCGAGAUCUUCCGGUGUAUUACAGGAUAUUUCCAAUACGUCACGUGAUACAGGUGAUGAGACAAGUAUUUCCACAGGGUCAUCAUUACAUUCAUCGCAAGGAUAUUCAUUUGACUCAAGUCGCGGUAGUAUAUCACCUAGUUCUUCAAGCUCUAGAUCUAACAAUUCACUUAACUCUCCGUUUAAACAUCCUUACUCGCAUCAUAAAGCUCGACAAAACUAUAUUCAGCCUUCGGAUCUAUUCAAAUAUACAAAUUAUAGGCUAUUUGAUGUAGUAGACCGACAACCAGAAGCCCUAGAUACCUCAAAGCUAACAAACCAUGAUUGCCGAAGACAAAUGUUCCGUAUAAUAUUCGGCUGGGAUGGAGAAGCCGAAGGAUUGAUUGAGGAUGAAAUCAGUAGGCAACCAUUCGGAUCAGUAACACGCUUUCUUUUGGCUAAAUGGCUUGGCGAUAUUGAUAUUAAUAUCAUGUCCCCCAAGACAGAAUCUAUGACUUACUCUGAUUGGAUGCUUCUCGCUUUAUGUGGAAUCAAUGGAGCUAGUAGACAUGAAACACAGAACAAAAUUGCUAGAGCUUACGUUCAGCGCCUGCUGAGAGAGGGUGACAUUCAUACGGCUGCAACAUUCAUGAUUAGUAUGGGGGAUAAAAAUGAUGCAAUCGAAAUCUACGUAUCCCACAAGAGAUAUAUGGAAGCUCUAAUCUUGACUUGCUAUGUUUUUCCAGCUGACUGGCAAAGACAAGCUCAAUUAAUCAGGAAAUGGGGCGAAUGGGCUGUUCAACAUAGUCAGCAUAAUCUAGCGAUCAGAUGCUUUUCAUGUACCGUAUCUGAAUCUACACAGCCAUGGUAUUCUCCUGGCUAUCAUGGAAAUAGAUUUUCAACACAACAGACAGAAAUAUGCAUGCAAAGUCCACCUGAGUCCCCCUCAUCAGCUGAUGAAGCUCAGACUUCUAAUACGAAGACUUCCGCACUGAAACUAAUAACAUCUUUUGAGGAGACUUCAGGGAAAAUUUCAUGCUCAAGAAUAAAUGAAUCCGAAAGAAACUUGAAUGAUACAGUAUCCUCAUUAUUACAGAGCGAGUUUUCUCACGUCGCUUCUCUUCGAUCUGAAUCCCAAAGCGCCUAUAACACACCUGCAUCUGAACGCACAGCUACGCCUGGCGGCUUUCAGCGACGACGACUUCCUUCCAUUGGAGAGAUGCAUUCAGACAAUUUCCCUCUUGUUAAAGCGGAUAAUUCGACUGAUACUAAAUUUACUGAAAGCAACACUGAGACACUUGUAAAUCAGGUGCAAAAUUUACAUGAAACUGUCAAUAUUGAAAAACCAGGCUCGAAACCUAAGAAUUUCAACGCAAAAAUUCCGAUGAUUCAAACAUCGCGAAAUUUUUUGAUAGCUCCUCUUUCGCUUUCCGCAUCAUUAGAACCCUCUCUCAUGUCUCAACUAGUCCAUAAUACAAGCAAAAGCUCCGAAGAUCCAAAGAAUGAUAAGCCAGAAAUCUCAUGGCCACCUAUGGAGGACAUUAUAACAGGAGAUUAUAUGACUUCACCUGGCUCCUCUAUUGCGUCUUCGAGAUGUAGGAAUGAAAAACGAAAUAGUAUCAAUUCUUUUGUCAAAAUCGCUUCUAAAACUUCUGAAAUAAUUACACCCAGAACCGAAAGAGAAGAAAGUCAUUCUGAUUUAGUUCAGACAGACAAUUUGGCGCCAACUAGCCAAAUUAUUGAUUAUUAUAUUGAUAUACUUGAGUCUGCACAGUAUCAGUUAAAAAAUGGAGAGAGUCGAGCUUUAAAGCUUAAAAAGAGCAGACCUUCGGAAUGUUUUGAAAACUCUAUUGGAAAGUCUAAGUUUGACGGCUUUACAGAUGAUAUAGAGUUUCCAGUCACCCAGUCCAAAAAAAACUUGGAGUCCUCGCUAUUUUUUUCAAAAGCUACUGCUGGCGACCUACCUGACUUCAGCUCGAGUAGCCAAAGUAACAAUAAAGCUCAUCUUAACACUAGAAAUCAAGUAAUAAGUAAGAGACGACCAGCAUUAAAAUCAUCUUUUAGUCAAGAUAGUUCGCCGUCGUUACUGAAUGACUCAUCAUGGAUAAAGCCAGAAAUUAAUGCGACUAGUAAUGAUGAAAUUCGGUUAUCCCCAGAUACUGAUAAAAUAGGCGAGGAUGAAAAAGGUAAAGGUAAUUAUUGUGCAAUGCCAUCUUCACUUAUGAAAUCAGUGCGACCUUGUGACAAUGACAGCGAUAGUAAUGAAAAAUAUGAUUGUAGCGAUAAUGGUUCAAUGCAUAGCGAUGAGCGAAAUUACAUAGAGUUUCCGGGCAAUAGCAGAAAUUUAUUACGCAGUCGUGGACUAGGAGAUGCAGGAGAAAGGAAAAAGAUCCGAAAUGAGCCUGCACAUCAAUACAAGCAGAAUAUUCAUCUACAUAGCCGCUCAGCAUCAGAUGCGAGAGUCUUAGACCUUAAAGCUAUCGCAGAAAAAAAAAUAUUAAGAAAAGAGCAAGCUGCGCGCGAACUUAAGGCAAGAAGAAAAUCACUAGCAAAAAGACCAUCUGCACCUCCCAUAAUUUAUCCAGAGCAGCUUGAUAGACUAACCCUAGCUCACUCUCACUCACUGAUUGAUAAAACACGUGUUUUUAUCGAGCCUGAAUCAAAAAAAAUCCAUACUCAGCCUUCACGAAGUAAAACUACUCCACCUGAAAGCACUCGAGUACAUCAAGUGGUUUUUGACGAAAGAGAUGAAGAUAAAAAAAGUAGGACCAGGAAGGGAUGGGCAAAUCAAAUCGGCCUUCCAGCAAAUCCAAGAGCAUUGAAGUAUCUUCAACAUGAUGCUGUGGGAUCGAAAUUAUUUUCACCACCCGGUAAUAAUGAAACUGGGAAUACUUUAGAGUCAUAUUCGUGUGGGAAAUCCAAUGUUACACAUAUUAAAGAUGAAUUCGAGACCCUGCCGCCUCUACCUAUGACAACUUACAAGGCAACUCGCCGGAUACCCCCCCGUUCAGCAUCUGCUCCUAUACUUGAGGAGCCAUCCUUUCCGCAUGCUCUUCCAUUAGACCUCCCCACCCACCCAGCAUUUCAAUCUUCUCUUCCACCUAGUACUGUACGACGUGGGUCAGAAUCAAAAAGUUUUGAUGGGCUGCUACCAAUGAGAAAGAUAAAUUCUGGAGAAUUACAAACUAGCUAUCAUAGUAAUACGACACGAAACACAGCAAAUCAGGCACAUGGUCAAGGGAGUAUUAAUUAUGGGAAGGAUGGAACUUGUACGAAAACCCAUCACGAAACACAUCAAAGCGAUUCGUCUCCACCGUCUCCUAUACCUCCGAUUCUUAAAGAACUUCAACAUCUUGCAAUACCUCCGCCGCCGCCGCCCCCUCCCUACCAUUCUAUGGGAAUUAAUUCUGACUCAAGCUCACCAAACAUCUCAUCUGGAUCCGGUAUCAUUGAAAUAAUAAUGGAUGAUGAAGGCAUUUCAACGUCUACAAGCGAUAACCCGAUCGAUAGAGCUUCCGCUUCAGAAAAAUCUCCCAGCCAUAAUCCUUGUAGCAUUCAAAGUGAUGACACCAAAGGCAUCCGGUUUACACAAGCUAAGCGUCGUUUUCGUAGCGCUAGCCACGGCUGGAUUGGCGCACGCAUACCACUAAAUAACUCCAACCUCAACCAAAGCGCUGCAACGUGGACUGCAGGGCGAAAUAAAAACGGCACCCAAGGAGGUCAGCGUAGUGGUAUUAGCGGUAUUAUGAACCAGUGGUACCAAAAAGAAGCUCAAGGCGUGGCAAAAACACUAGAGGGCGGUAUGAUCUAA